Messenger RNA from Daucus carota subsp. sativus, 810 nucleotides. Its product is annotated as large ribosomal subunit protein uL22y. The transcript is spliced from 6 exons. NCBI's taxonomy places the organism in Eukaryota, Viridiplantae, Streptophyta, Magnoliopsida, Apiales, Apiaceae. Gene Ontology annotation, cellular component: ribosome; cytosolic large ribosomal subunit. Gene Ontology annotation, biological process: cytoplasmic translation. The record is from RefSeq and is a predicted model, not a curated record. The coding region runs from base 117 to 668 and encodes 183 amino acids. Gene Ontology annotation, molecular function: structural constituent of ribosome.
UAAAGUGAGGCCCAAAUAAGAGGCAAACCCUAGCUACAAGAAGGGUUUUAUAAUUCUCAAGCGGCUAGCGCAUUUUCUCUUUUACUCGAGCAAGCAAACACAGAGCAGCUGCAACAAUGGUGAAGUAUUCUAAGGAGCCUGACAAUCCCACCAAAUCUUGCAAGUCCAGGGGGUCUGGUCUGAGGGUUCAUUUUAAGAACACCAGAGAAACAGCACAUGCUAUUCGCAAGUUACCUUUGAUCAAGGCCAAAAGGUACUUGGAAGAUGUUCUUGCUCACAAGCAAGCAAUCCCAUUCACUCGCUUUUGCAGGGGAGUUGGCCGUACUGCUCAAGCCAAAAACAGACACUCCAAUGGCCAAGGACGUUGGCCCGCUAAGUCAGCUAAAUUCAUCUUGGAUUUGCUCAAGAAUGCUGAGAGCAAUGCUGAAGUGAAAGGCUUGGACGUGGAUUCACUUUACAUAUCUCACAUCCAGGUCAACCAAGCACAAAAGCAGAGGCGUCGUACAUACCGUGCCCACGGGCGAAUCAACCCUUACAUGUCUUCUCCAUGUCACAUUGAGUUGACUCUGUCUGAAAAAGAAGAGCCGGUGAAAAAGGAGCCUGACACUCAGUUGGCAUCUAGGAAGAACAAAGGUAGCCAAGUCUUGCGCAGUGGUGCAUCAUCUUAGAUAUCUUGAUGGAAGUUAUUGGAGGAACAAUGCGAAAUUUAUUUUCCCAAUAUUUUGAGAACAUGUUUUUGUUUUGUAAUGGAUUCUCAUAUCAUGAAUCGACAUUUAAUAUUUUGGCGAAUUUAGUUGAACUUUGAUUAUC